AUGGGAACCUUCAUAGGCCAUGCAUUGCCCGGGACCUUCCUCUUCUUUUUCGGAACAUGGUGGACUUUUGCGGCCUGGCGCAACUACGUCCGCAGCAGGGAGAACAAACAACCCUACGAGUGCCGUUGCUCGUACCCGGUGCCCUGCCUGUCCCGGAAAUUCAGCACAGAAGGCAUCAUGAAGAUUGUCGGCGGCUGCGCCGGCUUUGCCAUCGAGUCUCCCGUUACUUUCAGAAGCGACGUCUUCGUAGACGCGGCGAGCACUCAGCACAGAUCGAUGUACUCGUUUUACCUGCUAAGCGGCGUAGUGGACGUCAUGUACAACGCCGGGUUCCCGUUGCCGCAGCGCACAGACUACGUGGCACUGCUACUCGCCGUCACCUGCGCGGGCUUGCAGUUUCACUUCCACGUGCAUGGAAGGCCGCACCUCGACGUGAUGGUUCACACGCUCUUGGUGUACAUCAUUGCUGCGGGGGUGGCCUGCAUCGUAGCCGAGAUGUGUCGGCCCCGAAGCGUGCUGGCGUCUCUGGGUCGAGCCUACUUUUGCCUGCUGUAUGCGACGUGGCUAUGGCAGAUCGGCUUCAUGCUCUACAAUCCGCUGCCCGGAUACAAACCCUGGGAUGUUAAUAGCCAUAUGGACUAUAUGUUGGCCGCCGGCGCAUUCGCGUGGCACAUGAUGGCUAUGUUGGUCUACGUUGGCGUGUUGGGCGCUGUGGCCUGGGCGGUGAACCGAACGUGCGGCAUGUUCUGCCAUGACGUCGUCUCCGUGGAUGUGGAGGAGGCCGAUGAGCUCAGCGAAGCACUCUUAAAGCGUCCCAUAUGA
Rhipicephalus sanguineus (brown dog tick) is the source of this 822-nucleotide messenger RNA. Its product is annotated as transmembrane protein 45B. The transcript has a single exon. The record is from RefSeq and is a predicted model, not a curated record. The coding region runs from base 1 to 822 and encodes 273 amino acids. Lineage: Eukaryota; Metazoa; Arthropoda; Arachnida; Ixodida; Ixodidae.